Triticum turgidum subsp. durum (durum wheat) is the source of this 465-nucleotide messenger RNA. Lineage: Eukaryota; Viridiplantae; Streptophyta; Magnoliopsida; Poales; Poaceae. The record is from the annotation of a GenBank genome assembly.
AUGGAGGUGACCAACGCGCAGCUCUUGCAGCUCGACUACAGCCCGGCCGACGGCGUCAUCAGGAACAUACAGGUCAAGUUCGAUCUUCUGGCCGAGAACACCAACUCCAAGAUCAACACUUCCUUCUCCAGCUUCAACAUCGACGUCAACUUCAACGGCACCACCCUGCUACAGCUGCGCGCCGAGACCUUCACCGUUGCCCGGCAGAGCUCCGUCACGCUGCCGUACAGCGGGGAGUCGCGCGGGAGGAGGCUGGACCCCGCCGGGAUGCAGGCCAUGGAGGAGGCGGUCAGGUCCGAGCUGGUGCCCAUCGCCCUGUCCGGCAAGGCGCGGACGCGGUGGAAGAAGGGCAUCUUCCUCAAGGUCGGCUUCUGGACGCGCCUCAAUUGCCCCCUCGUCUUCUACUACCGCACCGGCGUCGUCGCGCCCAUCGACCACGAGAGCUGCCGCUCCAGGUCGCCGUAG